UAGACCCACAGAAACUGGUGGCGCCAUCAUGCAGAAGAUAGAGCAACUAUAAACUUAACUUUUUAUUUGAAUCGGUAGGUGGCAUUAGUAGCUCUUGUUGUUUUUCUACUGCCUUGUUUUUUUCGGUGCCGUCGCUGCUGAAGUGCGCGAGUUUGGUUGCUCCAUUACCACAAAAGUGAUGUCCGGAAAGAGGAAUCUGACUCCAGAAGAGGCUCUUGAUCUUUACUUCAGCCUUCCGGACCUUGAAAGUGCUAGCGAAGAUGACUGUGAAGAAGAAUCUUGGGAAGAGCUGCCUUGUGAUCUUCAAAGUGAAAAUGACAGCGAAAGUGAUGAAGUUGAGCUUGCAGUUCCUACUGUAAAACGUAAGAAAAAAGCGCGUAGAGUGUAUACUGGCAAGCAGAUGAAAAGGCGCUGCAAAUCAACUGUAGACUCGUCAGCUGCUGCAGAUGAUUCUGACACGGAAGAUGAGUGGGAGACGACACCCGCAGAUGUUGUGAUGCCGAGGGACACUGAUCCGACGUUUUCUGCGAAGCUGUCGUCAGAGAGCACGGCAUUGAAUGCCUUCGAGCUUUUCUUCACCGAUGAAGUCGUGAAUCACAUAGUUGAUCACACAAAUCUUUACGCCACCCAGGAAGGAACACGGGGCUGGCUACCGCUCACUGCCGAGGAACUAAAGUCCUAUUUUGGCAUGCUGGUACUCAUGAGUGCUAAUCCUAUGCACCAAGUGCAUCUGUAUUGGAGUUCUGAUAGCCUAUUCUUCGUGAAAGAAAUCGCUGCGGUCAUGACGCACAAGAGAUUUCAACAAAUCACAAACAAUUUACACUUGAACGACAACACGCAGAUGCCAAAGAAAGGUUCGAAAGAGUAUGACCGCUGCUUCAAAGUUCGCCCGCUCAUCAAGAUGAUGAAUGAAAAUUUUUGUAAUGAGUACACGCCUUCAUCUCGUCUUGCAGUGGACGAAAGUAUGAUCUUAUUCAAAGGAAGGUCAUCUAUGAAACAGUAUAUGCCUAUGAAACCCAAAAUAAAACGGGGUUACAAGGUGUGGUGCAUUGCGGACUCGUGCACGGGUUACCUAUGCAAGUUUGAGGUUUACCAAGGUAAGCACCAGGAGCGACCAAACAACAGAACACUUGGAGAACACGUUGUGUUGUCAUUGUCAGAAGGAAUUGUAACCACAGGAAAUCAAUUGUUUUUCGACAACUUCUUCACUUCAACAACCUUGCUGCAGCAGCUCCGUGACAAAGGCAUUUUAGCUUGCGGUACAUACCGCACAAAUCGAAAAGACCUACCAGCGGAAGUGAAAGUGAACAACAAGCUCGACCGUGGUGAAUACCUAUGGAGGAGAAAAAAGAAUGUGACCGCCUACCAGUGGCGGGACACGAAGCACGUUCACAUAAUGUCGAACUAUCAUGACCCCUGUGAAGACGUUCAAGUCGACAGGACUACACCAAAAGGGCAUAAGAAAGCCGUGAAGUGCCCCGCAGCAGUGCGCGACUACAACCUCUGGAUGGGAGGGGUGGAUCGCUUCGAUCAAAAAAGAAAUGCAUAUCCACUAGACAGGCGCUCAAAGAGGUCGUGGAGUCGCAUUUUUUAUUUCAUCCUUGAUGCGGCGAUCGUCAAUGCUUACAUCCAACAUGGCUACAGAAACAGUAUCGCGUACCUGUUCUUUCGGGUUAUGCUGGGAAGACAACUCAUCAGUGGGAGGAGCUUUCGCAAGGGUUGGCGCAGUCUAGUGUAUCACAAGAGAGGAAGCAAGAACUGCUCGAUUAUGACAGGCGUGCCAAAAGAUGUUCGGUUCAGUGGGCACGGGCACUACCCGUGCAACACCACUACACGUAAAAGGUGUCGAUGGUGCUCGACGAAGUCGCAGGAGAAACGCACAAAGCUUGUAUGUGUAGCCUGCCAAGUGCCUCUUUGUAUCACCUGCUUUGCGCCUUUUCAUAAGCAGGCAUAAAGGCCAUAGACAGAAAGCAUGAAUGCCAAGGUGUGCAGAGGGACAGCGUGUGUCCCACCUGUGCUCAUGGCGCCAAGUUAUCAGUGGGACAGGUGUUGUCCCGCCCAUAUUUUCGAGAAUAUUCUUUUACAAGCAAUAAUAAAUUUUUUUCUGGGUCCUA
Molecule: messenger RNA, 2114 nt
Organism: Dermacentor andersoni
Lineage: Eukaryota; Metazoa; Arthropoda; Arachnida; Ixodida; Ixodidae
Product: piggyBac transposable element-derived protein 4-like
Source: RefSeq, a predicted model, not a curated record